Molecule: messenger RNA, 1442 nt
Organism: Phyllotreta striolata
Lineage: Eukaryota; Metazoa; Arthropoda; Insecta; Coleoptera; Chrysomelidae
Source: the annotation of a GenBank genome assembly
AAAAAGCAAGUGUCAUUUUCCCCAAAUUUUCGUAAUUUAAAUCAAUGUCGAGCAAUACAAAAAGGGUGGAAAGAAAAUUUAAGUAGGGUGUAUGUGCGCGAACGACUCGCCUGAAUGGAUAUUUUUGGAAAAUCAAAGGUAAAGAAAAAACCUGAUUAAUUAACACAUGGCGACUCGUUUGAGUCCACGAAAUUCUGAAGUAAAUGCUCUGGAACAAAGGGGAUAUCUGAUUGGAAAAAAGAUCGGGCAAGGUUCGUACGCGACGGUGCACUUGGCCGAUUAUGUCGACAGCACGGGACCAAAGAAGAUGCGCCUUGCUUGUAAAAUUUUUGAUAAAGAGAAGGCACCCAAAGAUUUUUUAGAUAAAUUCUUUCCGAGGGAAUUAGAAAUAUUAACGAAAAUUGAAAAUCCGCAUAUCAUACAAGUUCACAGUAUCCUACAACGAGGACCUAGAGUCUUCAUUUUUAUGAGAUAUGCAGAUAAUGGGGAUCUAUUGGAUUUUAUAAAGAAAAACGGAGUUGUACCCGAACAACAAGCGAAAAUAUGGUUUAGACAAAUGGCUAGUGGAUUACAUUAUUUACACGGGAAAAAUAUAGCGCACAGGGACCUAAAAUGUGAAAAUAUCCUACUGUCUCGAAGGUUUAACGUAAAAUUGGCGGACUUUGGCUUCGCCCGGUUCUGCGUCGAUUCCGACAACAGGCGAAUCCUGAGCCAGACCUACUGCGGCUCGGCGGCGUACGCGGCCCCCGAAGUGGUCAACGGCACCCCCUACAAUCCCAAGCUGUCCGACGUGUGGUCCCUGGGCAUCAUCCUGUUCAUAAUGCUGAACGCUUCGAUGCCCUUCGACGAUUCCAAUCUGAGGAAGCUGCUGAAAGACCAAAUGACGAAGAACUGGGUGUUCAGAUCGAGGGUGCGCGACACGCUGUCGUCGACGGUGAAGUCGCUGAUGAGACACCUGCUCGAGCCGGAUCUGACGCAGAGGCUCACUUUGGAUAGGGUCAUACAGCACGAGUGGCUCAGGAUGCGCAAGGACAGACCGUCGCUGAUCGGCCGUUUAGUACAUUCGGCGCCGCACGGUCAAGCGGGAAGCCAGUCGGCACAUGUAAGUGGGGAAUAUGAGAACGAAACCGUUCCUGGGGACUUUCAAAAUCCCGAUAAUAAGAAAAGUGAAAUGAUGAUUUCUGUAAACGAUAAUUGAUAGUGAACAAUAAUGCCAAAUUCGAAGUUGGAAUUAUCAGUAGUGUAAUAAAUUAAACAGGUCAAAAUUUUGAUAGUUCAUUUUUUCCGCUUAGGAUGUGUUAUGUUUGUGGUGAAAAAAUCGAGCCAAAUUAGAUGGAGAAGUCGUAAAAAGUUGUCAUAGUAUUAUUAUAAUAUGAUAAAAGUUUGUAAUUUUUGAUACAAGGAACUUCUAAAAGAAACUUACAUUACUGAAAUAAACAUAA